CUCACAUUUCCUGGCAUCUGCAAUCAUGGGUCCAGAGCCCACGAUGCGGCUCCUUCUGCUGGGGGGUUGCCUCCUGCUCUCAGGAUCUACAGCCUUGGAGGGUCCGAAGGAGAUCAGCGGGUUUGAAGGAGACACUGUGUCGGUGCGGUGCUCCUAUGGGGAGGAGCUGAAGGGGCACCAGAAAUACUGGUGCAAGAAGAGCCGGAUCUUCUUUUCUUACCACUGCUCUGACACCAUCUACACUGGAAAAGACGGCCAAGAGGCGGUGUCGGGCAGGGUAUCCAUCCGCGACAGUCGCCAGGAGCAGGCGUUCACCGUGACCCUGAGGAACCUCACCCAGAAGGAUGGCGGGAAGUACUGGUGUGGGGUCUCAAAACUGGGCUUCGAUGAGAGUUUCCUGAUCACCCUGGUCGUCCUUCCAGGGCCCUGCUGUCCUCAUUCCCCUUUUCCCUCCUUCCAGCCUCCUGCUACAACUCUUGCUGCAAGGAGUCUCCAGCCCAAGGCAAAAUCUCAGCAAACUCAGCCCCCAGAAUUGACUUCUCCUGGUCUCCACCUGAGCGUCACCACAGCCAAGCAAGGGAAGACAGGGGCCGAGGCCCUUCCACAUACAAGGACCUCCCUGCAUGGGCAUGCAGGACGCUCUCUCUACACAGGAGCCUCUCCUCAGGCUGAGACCUCUCCUUAUGCAAGGAGCUCCCGCCUGGCCAUACAACUGGACUCCACCUCAGCAAAAGGCACAAGUUUCAUCUCCAGCAGCAGCAGCAGCAGCUCCAGGGUGUCCACUCGGACGGUCCGUAUCUUGGCCCCAGUCCUGGUGCUGCUGGCCCUUCUGCUGGCUGCAGGCCUGGCCGGUCUCGGCAGCCAUGUGCUCCGCCGGAAAGAAGAAGCUCAUCUGGCCAUGGAGACAGAGAAGAACCAGAAGGUCCACUUCUCACAUUCGACAUCAAAGGAAGAGGAGGCCUCUUCCCAGGACCCCAAGAGGGACAGCAUCCCAGUGCCUCCCCACCACUUGUCUGAGGAGAAGCUGUUCUGCUCAGAGUUCAUCUCUGUCUAGCACGCCCUCCUGGCCAGGCCUGCUGUGAAACUGAACAACCGACUUUGCACUAACUUGCACAA
Molecule: messenger RNA, 1116 nt
Organism: Loxodonta africana (African savanna elephant)
Lineage: Eukaryota; Metazoa; Chordata; Mammalia; Proboscidea; Elephantidae
Gene: CD300LG
Product: CD300 molecule like family member g
Exons: 7
Coding region: 26-1054 (342 amino acids)
Cellular component (GO): plasma membrane
Molecular function (GO): transmembrane signaling receptor activity
Source: RefSeq, a predicted model, not a curated record